Molecule: messenger RNA, 1470 nt
Organism: Tripterygium wilfordii
Lineage: Eukaryota; Viridiplantae; Streptophyta; Magnoliopsida; Celastrales; Celastraceae
Product: anthocyanidin 3-O-glucosyltransferase UFGT-like
Exons: 1
Coding region: 1-1470 (489 amino acids)
Molecular function (GO): UDP-glycosyltransferase activity
Source: RefSeq, a predicted model, not a curated record
AUGGAUAGUGAUAAUAUUAGUGAGAAUUCUAUUGUUCCAGUAAUGACAGAGAGUUCAGAAGAGCGUCAUGUUGCUGUUCUUGCAUUCCCAUUUGCCUCUCACCCUCGAACUCUCCUUAAUUUGGUGUAUAAGGCAGCAAGGGCAGCUCCAAAUCUGCAGUUUUCCUUUUUCAGCACGGAGAAAUCCAACAACAAACUCUUUUCUUCAGCAUCAAAGGCAAACCUCCCACUUAACAUAAAGGCCUGCAACGUAGCGGAUGGCAUCCCAGAGGAUGAUCAUCCCUUCUCAGGCAACCUGCAAGAGGAAUUGGAGCUCUUCGUUAAGGCGACACCUGACAACUUCAGAAGUGCUAUAGAAGCAACUGUGGCCGAGACAGGUACGCCUAUCUGCUGCUUGUUGACGGAUGCCUUCUUAACAUUUGCGGGUGAGAUGGCUGAGGAUUUGCAUAUCCCAUGGGUGACUUUAUGGGUAGCUUCACCUCAUUGCCUCUCUGCCCACAUUUACACUGAUCUCAUAUGCCAAUUCUACAACAAUAGUUGUAGAUUUGGUGGAGUUGAUAGUGCCACUGAUGAUAAUGGAAAUGGUGUUUCAAAACCAGAGGACCAAACCUUAGAUUUACCCGGACUUUCUGUAUUGCGUAAGGCAGAUUUACGUGAGCAACUAGUCUUGGGUUCUGAUUCACCACCGCUCUUUUAUCGCAUGCUACAUAAACUGAUAAAUUUGAUUCCAGGGGUUAGUGCUAUUCUCCUAAUCUCCUAUGAAGAAAUAACCGACCCCCUCAUCACAACUGAUCUAAAAUCCAAAUUUCCAAGAUUGCUCUACCUGGGUUUCCUCUCCUUAUCGCUGCCACCUCCGCCACUGCCUCCCUCGGACUCAGACUCAACAGGGUGCCUGCCAUGGCUUGACAGUCAAAAUGCCAUGUCUGUUGCAUAUAUUAGCUUUGGGACCGCAGCAAAAUUGCCCGGUAACGAGGUGGUGGCAUUAGCAGAAGCUCUUGAAGAGAGUGGCAUCCCAUUUCUUUGGUCUCUUGGAGAUGAAACCAAUAGCUUAUUGCCUGAAGGGUUUGUAGAGAAAACUGGUAUGCAGGGAAAGGUGGUUCCAUGGGCACCACAAACCCAAGUCUUAUCACACCCAUCAACCUUUGUUUAUAUCACUCACUGCGGAUACCAAUCUAUGUUUGAAAGCGUUGCUGGCGGUGUUCCAUUGAUAUGUAGGCCAUUCUGGGGUGAGCAGUUCAUGAAUGCAACAAUGGCGCAGGAUGUGUGGGGGAUUGGGUUGAGAGUUGAAGGUGAUGUGCUCACAAAGAGUGGACUGCUCGAGUGCUUUGAAAUCAUAUUAGAACAUGAACGAGGGAGGGAAAUGAGAGAGAAAAUCAAGUCACUGAAAGAGGUUGCAGUAGAGGCUGCUGCGCCUAAUGGCGCUGCAGCAAAAGAUUUUGAAACAUUCGUGGAGUUGAUAUAUGGGCAUUGA